Messenger RNA from Culex quinquefasciatus (southern house mosquito), 2425 nucleotides. RefSeq names its product CUE domain-containing protein 2. The record is from RefSeq and is a predicted model, not a curated record. The transcript is spliced from 6 exons. The coding region runs from base 275 to 1192 and encodes 305 amino acids. Lineage: Eukaryota; Metazoa; Arthropoda; Insecta; Diptera; Culicidae.
GCUUUUGUUUGGUAAAGUGUUCUUAUUAUACCUCCUAGCAUCGGCAGCAUAAGUUUGCACCGCAAUCGCAGUGUUUGAUUCGAAUUAUCUUUCUUUGAUAGUAAAGUAUUUUUUUUUGUUUUAUUUGUGUGAAACAAGUUCGCCGUAGUUUUUGAAAUCAGUGAAUCAAAAGUUUCUAAAGGUUAUUUUUUUGUAAAAAAAAACAGACUACUAAAUUUCACACCCAGAAAUUUCCAGACUGUACAAAUAUUCAGAAGAAAAAAACUUGAUCGAUAUGACAAACAUCGCCCAGCAGCACGACGUUGUGAAGAACAGCUUUUUCCACUUCAUCAACACCCACAUCCCGGGGGCAGAUCUGUCCAUUGUGGAUGAUAUUGUUCUGUCGUAUGUUAUUUCCAUUCUGGAGGAGGCCUCCCAGGAUCCAUGCUUCGAUGUUGAAGGCUUCAUCGAGAUGAUGUCGGCGUACUUCGACGACUUUGCCAACAUCGAGCCAGCCACCGUCUGCUCGUGGAUAUUCCAGCUCGAGAGUCAGCUGUCGGCCAAGCACAAAGAAACCGGUGGUGGCGGUUCUGGAGAUGGGCCAAACCUUUCACUGAACUCGCUUAGCCUUGCCGAUAUUCUGCCCGAGGAGAAGCUACGCGGGCGUCAAUCUUCGCUCUCGGAGAGCGAUCAUGCCGCGAACGGAGGCGGCGGUGGAAACGCGCCCAAGCGCGUCCAGCAUCUGUCCGAAACGAGCGAUGCCGGUUCGACCGAUAGCUCCAAUUGUGAUCUGUUCGCCGAGGAGUGCGAGGUACUACAGGAAAUGUUCCCGGAAAGCUCGCUCAUUGAGGUUAAGCAUUGUAUUCUGAUUGCCAACGGAGACAUUGAUCGCGCGACCCAGAUUUUGCUUCAUCGCCAAGAAGCUGGUCAAAGCCUGAAGGGGAAUCCGAGCAAUGUGCAGCCCAACAAGGCGCUUCCGCAAAUCGACGAGACUGAGCUUAAGAAUAGGAUCAUUUCUAGAUAUUCAUACGUCGACAAGGAGGAUCAUCGUGAGUACAAGCCGGUGGCUCCAAAGGUCGAGCCAAAAAAGUUGAUUCGCUACCGGGAUAAUAAAAUUGUAUCGCUCAAGGGAGAACGUUACACAGAAGUUUCGCGUCGCGGUGGCGAUGAAGAGACCGAGCUUAAAAAGCCAAAGAAACCGAUUUGUCCGUAACUAAAAUGGACCCUGCUGCUGAUGCUGUUCACAGCCACUACAAUAGCUACAGUUAUACAAAGUUGUACCCGUGAAGAGCUGCAACGCCAACCCAAAAUUGUAUUGUUCGUCGUGUACGUAGUCAUCGUUCCACUCUACAUCGUGAUCCCCUCAGUUAGAAUCUACAAUAGCCGAAAACGCCAGCAGCAAAAUCAACAACAAUGCGAAUGUUUUGAAGGAGAUCGCCCGAUCGCGACUAGCAUCGUCUGCAGCCUCGAAUCCUCAAAUCUCGCUCCUACUACGAUCCUCCGCCGGAAUGUGUUUAUCUCGCUUGGCCACUGGAGCUUAACCGAACCCAUUCCCACUAACCAUACGAAUUUCUUUAUAAGACUUGACAUAGUUAACGUCCUUUUGAUAUUGAUCGCUUUGCUAUCCAACCCUAUUGAACAAGAGACUGGAAGAGGAAUAGUAAUCUCAUUUUAUAGUUUUGAUACAGGUUUAGUUUUAGAUAACACUAAGCAUUUUAAUAAGUUAUGCGUUUUAUUUAUUUUACAAAUAUUUUUGUACUUAUUAUUUUCCAUUAUUCCUAGUUUAGUUUUUGUUAGCUGUAAGCACAUUUUACCGCGACGUAUUAUUAAUCACAUUUAUUCACAAAUACACAACUAUCAGUUUAACUUUGGUUUGCCAUCAUGAUUUUAUCCGAAAUUCUCUUUAUAGUCUUUAUUAGUUGUUCUAGUUAUUUUAAGACGGUCUUUAAUUAAAUUAUAACACUUUACUUUCAUGAACAGUAUCGUGAAUGAGAGACUCAGUACCAAGUACUUUAUACGUAGGUAACAAACGAUGUUUAUAACCCCUCCCUUUACGAAAACCCCCAAAAAAGUGUCAAAUUUGAUAUUGUGAUCACCUUAGGCACUUCAAAUUAUCCACGCAAAAAGCAAUUUUUUAAAAUACGCUGUGUUUUUUAAAACAAUGGGUUUCCCCCCACAAAAUACCACCGUGAACGAGACGCCUUUUCUUUCGACUCACACAAUUCAACCCAUUCAGCUCAGAGAUCAACUCCGGUUCUUCCCCGGAACUAGUCGGUGUAGCGCGCGGAAGGGCGAACCCUCAACAGUGCAGACAGAAUAUCGAUACCCGAGAGAACGGCAACAAUUCAGCAAACCUAACGAAUCAAACAUAAUAUGUGGACGUGUAGAGUAGUAAUCAUGAGCAGAACUUUAAAGAAUAAAAUGUAUUGAAAAAUCUGCAUCAGCA